Molecule: messenger RNA, 1957 nt
Organism: Tauraco erythrolophus (red-crested turaco)
Lineage: Eukaryota; Metazoa; Chordata; Aves; Musophagiformes; Musophagidae
Source: RefSeq, a predicted model, not a curated record
UUUACAUACAAUCACGGAACUUUAAGACUUUGAGAUCAAGAGCCAGACGUCUGCAGUCAACAUCUGAACAAUUCACAGAAACAAAAAGUUCACUUUCUUCACUUUUGAAGGGCUUUAUCCUGAGAAAGCGAAGAAUUGAUGUUGAAAACUUAGAUACACUAAUGAAAACAAAAAACAUCCCAGAGGCACACCAGGAUGCUUUUAAAACUGGUUUUGCAGAAGGCUUUUUGAAAGCACAGGUGUUCCUGCAGAAAACGCUUGAUUCCUUAAGAAGAUCACGUUUGCUCUCUUUCUUUCUCUUUGUUCUUUGUUUUUACUUUGCUUUAUACUCGUCAUUUUUACCUGGGAAAGGUUCCUUUUCUGAUGCUGUACGCUUUCGAACGUCGAGUAUCUUUGAUGCAGCAGUUGAUCCAAUCCAGCUGAAAAAUGUCACCUUCGAACAUGUAAAAGGGGUUGAAGAAGCUAAACAGGAAUUGCAAGAAGUUGUGGAAUUCCUGAAAAACCCACAUAAAUUUACUGUACUAGGAGGUAAACUUCCAAAAGGUAUUCUGUUAGUUGGACCACCUGGUACUGGUAAAACUCUUCUUGCACGGGCUGUAGCUGGUGAAGCUGAUGUUCCGUUUUAUUAUGCAUCUGGAUCAGAGUUUGAUGAGAUGUUUGUUGGGGUAGGAGCUAGUCGCAUCCGAAGCCUAUUCAGGGAAGCAAAAGCAAAUGCACCGUGCGUUAUAUUUAUUGAUGAGUUGGACUCUGUUGGUGGGAAGAGAAUUGAAUCUCCGAUGCAUCCUUAUUCAAGACAGACCAUUAACCAACUUCUUGCUGAAAUGGAUGGCUUUAAACCUAAUGAAGGCGUUGUUAUUAUCGGCGCAACAAACUUUCCUGAAGCAUUAGAUAAUGCUUUAAUACGCCCUGGUCGCUUUGAUAUGCAAGUUACUGUUCCUAAGCCUGAUGUAAGAGGUCGUACAGAAAUUCUGAAGUGGUACCUUAAUAAAAUAAAGUAUGAUCCAUCUGUUGAUCCAGAAAUAAUUGCACGAGGCACAGUAGGAUUUUCUGGAGCAGAACUUGAGAAUCUUGUAAAUCAAGCUGCCUUAAAGGCAGCUGUUGAUGGGAAAGAUAUGGUGACCAUGAAGGAACUAGAAUUCUCCAAGGACAAAAUUCUAAUGGGACCUGAACGUAGAAGUGUAGAAAUUGAUGAGAAAAACAAAACCAUCACCGCUUACCAUGAAUCUGGACAUGCUAUCAUUGCAUAUUAUACUAAGGAUGCAAUGCCAAUCAACAAGGCUACAAUCAUGACACGAGGAACAACACUUGGACAUGUAUCUUUGCUCCCAGAAAAUGACAGAUGGAGUGAAACUAGGUCCCAGUUGCUUGCGCAGAUGGAUGUCUGUAUGGGAGGAAGGGUAGCAGAAGAGCUCAUAUUUGGAAGUGAUCACAUCACAACAGGUGCUUCCAGUGAUUUUGACAAUGCUACUAAAAUUGCAAAACUGAUGGUGACUCGAUUUGGAAUGAGCGAGAAGCUUGGUGUUAUGACCUAUGCUGAUACGGGGAAAGUUAGCCCUGAAACUCAGUCUGCAAUUGAACAGGAAGUAAGAACGCUUCUACGGGACUCGUAUGAGCGAGCAAAGAACAUCCUGAAGACUCAUGCAAAAGAACACAAGAAUUUAGCAGAAGCUUUAUUGAAAUACGAGACUUUGGAUGCCAAAGAAAUCCAAAUCGUUCUAGAGGGAAAAAAGCUAGAAGUAAGAUGAUAACUUCUGGCGUACAGUAACUGAUAAUUUGAAGAAUGUACAUCUAGCAAUGCAGUAGUCUUACGCAGCAUAGCCUUUUUUUCCCUUCCUGAUGUGUGUAUGGCAUUAGUGACACUUCAGUACUACUGUCUCUUGUGAGCUUCUGUUAAUCAUCUAUUUGUCAUGUCUCAUCAGAAUAAGACACAGAAAAUAAAGCAAGUUCCUCAUCCUCU